Messenger RNA from Camellia sinensis, 1829 nucleotides. The record is from RefSeq and is a predicted model, not a curated record. Lineage: Eukaryota; Viridiplantae; Streptophyta; Magnoliopsida; Ericales; Theaceae.
UUCCGUGAUCCGAUUACAACGGAAGAAACCUUUCUUCUUCUUCUCUCUCUACAUUUUUUUCCUUUCUCUCUCUUUCUCUCUCUCUCCAUUUCACCGCCAUUUGUGGUGGUUGCUUGCACACAGAGACUCAAAGUGAGAAAGUGAGUUCUCUGUAAAGGCAAAUUGUAAUCAGGCAAUUUGGCAAAUACUUUCAUGUGAUCAAUAAUUUGCAAAAUCAUUUUUUUUCACCAUCUUAUUGGAAGAGUGAUUUUUUGUACUAACUGGAAGCUACAUGGAGAUGCAAAUUGUGGUCUUAUUUGAUGUUCGAGAUAUUCUUUCAAUAGGUUCUUGUUUUGAGGAAUGCAAGGCGAUACCAUUGUCUUCUUCUACUUCUCCAUAUGCUUUGUGCCAUUUGAUAUGAAGAAGACAUUUAUUCUCACUCGGGUUUUUUAAAAAUCAAGUCAUCAUCAUGGGCGGUUGUGCUUCAAAGCCUAGUAGAAAAAUCAAAACUCAUAAGAAGUACUUAAAAAGGUAUCGCAGAUGUGGCAGAAAGAUUUCAACCGCCGUCCCUAUUGCGCCCAUGGAACGGCUUAGUGAUGCAGGAAACUCUUUAGAAGAUUUUGCUGUUAGCGAGUUUGUCCGUGUGGACUUUGAGAAGGGUGCUACGACCACUUGUAGAAGAUCUGAGGUAUCUAAUUUGACAUUUCAUCUCACCCAGCUGCAAUGGAACCACAGCCAAAUUGAUUCAAAUGGAAUUUGCCAAGAGGAAGCAUGGUUUGACUCUCACAGUAUCCUGGAGUCUGAUUCAGACGAUGACUUCAUAAGUGUUUAUGGGGCAGGUCCGUCUAGAAGAUUCUUGUUACGUCCUAGAGCGGGACUUCUCAUUCCUUGUUCAGUGGGGGAUAAGCCGACUCAGGGAUGUUGGUGUCCUCUUGCACCUUCAGUCUUUAAGCUCCGGGGUUUGAAUUAUUUCAGAGAUAAACGGAAAUACUCUGCUCCAGAUUACAGCCCAUAUACUCCAAUUGGUGUUGAUUUAUUUGUAUGCCCAAAAAAGAUCAAUCACAUUGCUCAACACCUCGAGCUUCCCUGUCUAAAAGCACACAAGAAAGUCCCGUCAUUGCUGAUUGUUAAUAUACAGGUGCCUACUUAUCCUGCUACCAUGUUCCUUGGUGAUAAUGACGGGGAGGGCAUGAGCCUUGUAUUAUAUUUCAAAGUAUCCGAGAACUUCAACAAAGAGAUUUCUCCUCAAUUUCAAGACAGUAUCAAGAGGCUGGUUGAAGAUGAGAUGGAAACGGUGAAGGGGUUUGCGAAAGAAUCUACAGUUCCAUUCAGAGAGAGGCUGAAAAUCAUGGCCGGGGUGGUUAAUCCAGAGGACCUCCACUUGAGUUCUGCUGAAAGAAAACUUUUGCAAGCUUAUAAUGAAAAGCCCGUGCUCUCACGCCCUCAACACGCUUUCUAUAGUGGACCAAAUUACUUUGAGAUUGACCUUGAUAUACACCGGUUUAGCUACAUAUCCAGGAAAGGACUUGAUGCAUUCCGAGAAAGGUUAAAAUACGGAAUACUUGAUUUGGGCUUAACUAUACAGGCACAAAAGCCAGAGGAGCUGCCGGAGAAAGUCAUGUGCUGCGUGCGGUUGAACAAAAUUGAUUUUCAAAAUCAUGGUCAGAUACCUAGAUUUGUAAUAGUAGAGGAUGAUAUAUUUGGAUCAGGAACUGGAGAGUCAUGCAUUUAAUGUUACAACAGUUCAAUCAAUUUUUGGAACCUCGUAAAAUUUGAGCCACGAUUCAAUUUUAUUUAAAUGAAAAGGGGAAAAGAGAGUAAAAAGAAAAGUUACCCCUUUUAAAUUUAAA